Molecule: messenger RNA, 1183 nt
Organism: Umbelopsis ramanniana AG
Lineage: Eukaryota; Fungi; Mucoromycota; Umbelopsidomycetes; Umbelopsidales; Umbelopsidaceae
Exons: 4
Coding region: 269-1054 (261 amino acids)
Biological process (GO): regulation of DNA-templated transcription; cellular response to starvation
Cellular component (GO): nucleus
Molecular function (GO): DNA-binding transcription factor activity, RNA polymerase II-specific; RNA polymerase II transcription regulatory region sequence-specific DNA binding; zinc ion binding
Source: RefSeq, a predicted model, not a curated record
AAAAAAAAAGGCAGAAGCAAGAGAAAAUUUUUUUUUACAUAAUAAAGGAUUCUCUCGUAUAAAAGAACCCAAGGCAACAACUUUCUUCUCUUUUGAUCUUUUUUCCUUCUUUUCUCUCGCCAUCUUCCCUUUCUUCCACACUUCUUUACUUUGAAAUAAUAAAAAUCUUGCAGUAUUCAAAAAGGUAAGCAUGUGGGUGCACGCGGAAAGGAAUGGAAUUAGAAAAUUUUAUACUGGAUAAUUUUUUAAUUAAACCUCUUUUCCCUCGAUGCAGUCCAUUCCGCCCCAAUACUACGCUCCUUAUGGCAACGCUACUGCCCAUUAUCAACCUCCCCCGCCUCACAUGAUGCAGCAGCAGCAGCAACCCCCAAUGGGUAUGGGCAUGUCUCAGCUGCCUCCACAAGCUUCGUCUCAGACUGAACUCAACGCAAGUGGCAAGCCCAAGCGUAAGCAAGUGAAGAAUGCUUGUGUCAACUGCCAGAAAGCUUGCAAGAAGUGCGACGAUGGUCGUCCUUGUCAACGCUGUAUCAAGUACGGUUUGACUGAAACAUGUAUUGAUUCCGUUCGUAAAGAACGCAAGAAGGGAGUCAAGCGAGGUCCUUAUAAGCGUAGAAAUCAAGCUAACAGCUCCAGUGCAUCAGCUUCACCCACUCCCACUCCCAGCAACCUUUACGCCCAAUCACCUGCCGCCGCUGCCAACCCUGGAAUGAGACAAUCUUUGCCUUUUAACUAUUCGCAAUUUCCUCAGUAUGAUUCUUUCAACGCUACUAGCGGCUAUCCUACCUAUGGCUACAGCAACAUGAUGCCACCCAACUACCAACAUAAUCCUAACAUGGUGUCUUAUCAAGGAUUGGGAGUCAUGCCGUCUCCCCAACAGCAGCAUCACCAGCAACAACAACAUCAUCAGCAGCAGCAUGAUAUGAACGGCCGGCCUGUGAAUCACUCCCCACAGUAUCAACAACAACAACAACAACAGCAUCAACAACCCCAAGCAGCAGAGUCGAAGUCGCAGCCAAAUGAGGCUGGUGAAGAUGAGGAUGGAAGAAGGCAUUGAAGAUGGCCAAACAGCCAGCCAACAAAGACAACAACAGUCACAAGAGCAAGCUUCAUCCCGUUACCUCCCCGUGCAUAGCAAUGGCACUCCACCUCCAAGUCGUGGACAUUCUCGCACCUCCUCGUUUGA